Molecule: messenger RNA, 996 nt
Organism: Penicillium olsonii
Lineage: Eukaryota; Fungi; Ascomycota; Eurotiomycetes; Eurotiales; Aspergillaceae
Source: the annotation of a GenBank genome assembly
AUGCCAAAAUCUCGAUUUUCUUCUGGGUAUUACCAUGAACGAGCAGUUGUGGUAGAGGCAAUAAAACCGGAUUUGAGUUCUCGACGUAUUCUUAGUGAAGCUGUCAAUUCUCAGUCUGAAAGCUUCUUAACGAUUCUAAGAAUGCUCUCUGAAAGGUUUUGUACCACUCCUGGAGUGAUUCUUCUAAGCCCGUUUGAGCAAGAUUGGUAUCAUUCUUUAUUAAAAGACCGACUUCGUCGCUUGGAUGCUUUACAUCGAAUUGGCAUAACCCACGGCGAUAUCCGCGAUCACCAUUUUCGACUCCCCGAUGAUAUUUACGAUACGGUCCUAUAUGAUUUCUCAGAAUCGUAUACUUUCUCUAUGAAGCAGCCUUUCCGGGUAAAUGGCGGGAGACCUCGACCUCUAAGCCUUAUAUCAGAGGGUGAACGCGAACGUGUACUUUUACACAUUUUCGAUCGAACCGCCUCGCGAGAUCUUCGUUCCCAUCUCAUAUAUUUUAAUAGCAAAACUUCGGUUACCGGCAUUGACUCUAAACAUACUUCUUCUGUUGACAACGCACUCUGGCAAUCUUUAGAUGAAGAGGAGGAACUUUUAGAGUUAAUCAUACUGAAAGUCUUCUAUCACCCAGAUGCCUUUUCGAUGCCGACCUUGAACUCCAUCUUUCCUUUUCUGGAAGCCGUGUGCCCAAGCUCUGACCUCUGCUGGCAUAUUCGUCGAGGUAGGCUUUUACAUCAUUAUGAGUCAGUUUGGGCAGUCUUUUCGGACGAUAAAGCUCAUCCCGAAUUACUCACUUUUGAUUUUGAGCCGCAAUUCGAGUCAAUUGAGAAAUUGGAGAAUACUCGCUUCAUACUUUGCUUAUUACCGCAUUUGUGGGAUUCUGCGUCAUUGAAGACUGAAUCCGGACUUACAAGCCUGCGAAAAAUUUGUUCGAGUUUCGUUGCAGCAGAAAGGCCUGGAAUAAUUCUCAGCCGAGCGGAAUUUGGAGAGGAAAUCUAG